Messenger RNA from Maniola jurtina (meadow brown), 2062 nucleotides. RefSeq names its product organic cation transporter protein-like. Gene Ontology annotation, biological process: transmembrane transport. The record is from RefSeq and is a predicted model, not a curated record. Lineage: Eukaryota; Metazoa; Arthropoda; Insecta; Lepidoptera; Nymphalidae. Gene Ontology annotation, molecular function: transmembrane transporter activity. The transcript is spliced from 6 exons. Bases 125 to 1786 code for a protein of 553 amino acids. Gene Ontology annotation, cellular component: membrane.
UCCGCUUAAGUGGAAACCGGGCCUAAGUCGUGGCAAUCAUCUAGCUGUAAAAUAAUCUUGAGCGACGAUAGUCAGUUAUCAAAUACAAUACAGUCAAAUACAAGUGCACAAUAAUUUAAAAGAAAUGCCUCUCGACGAGAAAAUAGAAACUGGUAAUAAAAAGGAGGUAAAGAAGAAGUUAGAUCUGGACGACGUGCUGACGCAGGAGCUGGGGCAGCUGGGCAAGUAUCAGCUGCUGACCAUCCUGCUGGCGGCGUUUCCGACAGUCUUCGCAGCGAUGGCUAAUAAUGAGUAUAUCUUUACCACCGCGAGGAUCCCUACGAGAUGCCUAAUACCGCAAUGCGACGGUGAUAAGCCAGAAUUUGCUCCAGAAUGGUUGCUCAAUGCCAUCCCAGGGAGCAGCAUGGACAGCUUCGACAACUGCGCGCGAUAUCGGAACAGCUCCGCGGAGAGCGGCGGCGCGGGACAGUGCGCUAAGGAGUGGUUCGACUCCACACAGACUGAGCCUUGCGAGGAGUACGUGUACCAGAACACGCUGACCAUUGUGUAUGACUUUGAGCUGGCGUGUGAGGAAUGGAAACGAUCGCAAAUAGGUUCACUCCGAACGAUAGGAACCAUGUUGGUACAGCCAAUCACCGGCUACAUCUCGGACCGCUGGGGCCGUCGCGUGGCCCUCAUCCUCAACACCUUCAACACCGGCUGCUUGGGGCUCGUCAGGUCCUUCAUCCACUCCUAUAAUUGGUUUCUCGUCACUGAGAUCCUCGAAGAAGCUGUCGGUGGUGCGGCCUUCAUGUCAUGUUAUAUUUUAGUCACUGAAUUGGCUGGUCCUCAACGUCGAGUGAUUGCAGGAGCCACUAUGUCCACAAUAUCUACUUUGGGGCAAAUUGUCCUUGGUCUGGUCGCGUGGGGCGUGCCCGCCUGGCGUCCUCUGACACAAAUUAUCUACGCUCCACACUUGCUCAUUGUAACGUACUUCUGGCUUAUAUCAGAAUCGGUCCGCUGGCUCAUGAGCAAAGGUCGAUACGAAGAGUCUGAAGCCAUUCUCAAAAGAGUAGCAAAAAUGAAUAAAAGACCUCUGUCAGAUAAAUUUUUGCAAGUGCUCCGUGCUCCUGCAGAAGUUGAGAAGUUAAAAGAAAAGCCUAGCGAACCUUGGUUGGUGACUCAAGUCAUAAAAUCUCCCAUUAUGCUAUUGCGCUGUGUCAUUAUUCCAAUAGUGUGGAUCACGACUGGACUGGUGUUCCAUGGAAUAAUAAUCAACUCUGUGAAUCUGUCAGGAAAUAGAUAUCUCAACUAUAUUUAUGUGGCUCUGGUAGGAAUUCCUGGUUACUGGACCGCCAUCUUGCUGUUGGAUCGAAUCGGCAGAAAGCCUGUGCUGAUCGGUGGAUUUUGGUUAUGUGCAGGGUGUCAAAUUGGAUAUGCUUUGAUGCCAAGUGGUUACAAAGGCUUAUCGCUUAUGCUUUACUUGGUCGGUAAAUACGCCAUAUCGACCGUGAUGACCAGCUUGUACGUGUACACGGCAGAGCUGUACCCCACCAAGUACCGCCACAGCCUGUUGGCCUUCACGGCGACGGUGGGGCGCCUCGGGGCCAUCGUGUCACCUCUCACACCUGCCAUGGCAUUGACAGUUUGGGAGCAUUUCCCAUCUGUGCUGUUCGGUUCGUUCGCGCUGCUGUCGGGGCUGCUGCUCUUGCUGACGCCGGAGACGCUGGGCAUCAAGCUGCCCGACACCAUGGAGGAAGCUGAGCAGUCCAGCUUACGAACACGAAAUAAAUCUCUGCAAUCAUAGAUAAUUUCUUGAUUAUUUUUAACGAUCAAGCCUUUUCGAUGACGUCACAAACAGUAUAAGGGGUGGUCAUUUACAUGAUUUUAUCAGUAUUAUACAAAACAUCUUAAUAUCUAUCAUUGAAGUUGGCAUACGGGGUGAUAUAUUCUAGUCAUGGUAGCAGUGAUAGCAAACAUAAUAGUCCUUAAUCUAAGGUGGGUAAAAAUAUUAAAUCACUAAAACUAUAAGUAGGUAUAAGGAAAUUGGUUUUUGGCAUAGGAUUAUGGUAUGGUAGCAAUA